CAGGUGGUGUGUGUGGUGCAUAUACAGGGGCAAAAAUACACAGUGUACCUUGCUACAUUAGCCACCAAGGGGCUCCUAGAGGCCAGCUACAAAUAAAGUAUUGUUUAUGCGAGGUCGAAAUUGACAGUUUGCGCAAGAAACUCGUUAAAGCUUUCUCUGUGCACCAGCGGCGUUCUGUAAUUUCUGUUGCUGCUCGUCUUUGAAUUAAAAGGAGUUUCUUCUUCUGCGGUUCCAGAAAAUGUGGAAGAAAUGCUAGCAGAGCAGGAAUUGCACACAGAGUUCCAGUUUCCACAAGAAACAGAUUCUCAGUUGUCUUCUGAUGCUGACUUUGAGGAUCUAGAUGGAAGAAAUGCAAAGACAGGAAGGGGCUUGGCAGCUAAGAGAGGGAAGAAAGCAGUGGGGGAGAAAGCCCGAGGUGGGGGAGCAGGAAAGCUUCCUGAUACUGGCUGGGUGAAUGGCCAUCACCAGGAGAACGGGAUGGAUCAUGUGACCCUGUUUGAGGUGGUUAAAGUAGGAAGGAGUGCCACACAGUCUGUUGUUGAUGACUGGAUUGAGUCUUACAAACAAGACAGGGACAGUGCUCUCCUGGACCUCAUCAACUUCUUCAUUCAGUGCUCUGGCUGUAAAGGAGCCGUGAGCGGAGAGAUGUUCAGACACAUGCAGAACUCUGAAAUCAUCCGAAAAAUGACAGAGGAGUUUGACGAGGACAGCGGAGAUUAUCCCUUAACUCUCUCAGGACCACAUUGGAAAAGAUUCAGGAUAAACUUCUGUGACUUUAUUACAGUCCUGGUGCGACAGUGUCAGUACAGCAUCAUAUACGACGAGUACAUGAUGGACACGGUCAUCUCACUGCUCACGGGCUUGUCUGACUCGCAGGUCAGAGCGUUCAGACACACGAGCACACUAGCAGCCAUGAAGUUGAUGACGGCCUUGGUGAACGUCGCUCUGAACCUGAGCAUCAAUAUGGACAACACGCAGAGACAGUACGAGGCAGAAAGGAACAAAGUAAUCGCAAAGAGGGCCAAUGAUAGACUAGAGCUCCUGUUGCAGAAGAGGAAAGAGCUUCAAGAAAAUCAAGAUGAAAUAGAAAACAUGAUGAAUGCAAUCUUCAAGGGAGUGUUUGUCCACAGAUACCGUGAUGCCAUUGCUGAAAUUCGAGCCAUAUGCAUCGAGGAAAUCGGUAUGUGGAUGAAGCUGUACAGUGAUGCCUUUCUCAACGACAGCUACCUGAAGUAUGUUGGCUGGACGAUGCACGACAAGCAAGGUGAGGUGCGGCUGAAGUGCCUGACUGCCCUUCAAGGCCUGUUCUACAACAGAGAGCUGGGCUCACGGCUGGAGCUCUUCACUAGUCGCUUCAAGGAUCGGAUUGUGUCGAUGACUCUGGAUAAAGAAUACGAUGUCGCAGUACAAGCUAUUAAGCUUCUGACUCUUGUCUUACAGAGCAGUGAUGAGGUUCUGACUGCAGAGGACUGUGAGAGCGUGUAUCACCUGGUCUACUCGGCACACCGACCCAUUGCUGUUUCAGCAGGAGAGUUUCUGUUCAGGAAGCUUUUCAGUCAUCGAAGUUCAGACGAGGAGGGCUUACCCAGGAGGGGCCGGCAAAGCCUCAACGGCAGCCUCAUCAAGACGACGGUCUUCUUCUUCUUGGAGAGUGAGCUUCAUGACCAUGGAGCCUACUUGGUGGAUAGUUUGUGGGAAUGUGCUUCAGAGCUUCUGAAGGACUGGGAGACCAUGAUUAGUUUGUUACUGGAUGAGCCCAUACCAGGAGAGGAGGCCCUGACGGAUCGGCAGGAGACGGCUCUGGUUGAGAUCAUGCUCUGUGCCAUUCGCCAGGCUUGUGAAUGUCACCCCCCAGUUGGCAGAGGCACAGGGAAGAGGGUUAUGACUGCAAAGGAGAAGAAAACACAGCUAGAUGACCGGACGCGGAUCACAGAGAUGUUCUCUGUUGCACUGCCUCUGUUAUUAGCAAAGUACUGUGUUGAUAUUGAUAAGGUGACCAAUUUGCUACAAAUACCAAAGUACUUUGAUCUUGAUAUCUACACCACCGGUCGCUUAGAAAAGCAUUUGGAUGCCUUAUUGCGACAAAUCUGGGAGGUCGUGGAUAAGCACACAGACACUGAAGUUCUGGAGGCCUCUUCCACCACCUACCACUACCUCUGCAACGAAGAGUUCACCAUCUACAACCGCGUCAACAUCGCCCGCUCACAGCUCCUGGAUGAGAUGGUAGACAAGUUCAACAGACUCCUGGAGGACUUCCUUCGAGAGGGUGAAGAACCAGACGAGGAUGAUGCCUACCAGGUCCUAGCAACGCUUAAGAAGAUCAGCGCUUUCCACAAUGCACACGAUCUCUCGAAGUGGGAUCUCUUCACCAGCAACUACAGGCUCCUCAACACGGGUCUGCAGAACGGGGACAUGCCUGAGCAGAUUGUGGUUUAUGCGAUGCAGUGCACGCAUUACAUCAUCCUGUGGCAUCUAGCUAAGGUUUCAGACGAGACUUCAGUCAAGGGGGAUAUGGUGACUCUGAGAAAGCAGAUGAGGGCGUUCUGUUUGAUGUGUCAGCGUUACUUAAACAGCAUCAACACAGCCGUUAAAGAGCAGGCUUUCACCAUCCUAUGUGAUCUGCUGAUGAUCUUCAGUCACCAGAUCAUGUCGUCAGGCCGGGAACAUCUGGAGAGUCUGGUUUACGUGCCAGACUCCUCGCUGCAGGCAGAGCUGCUCAACUUCAUCCUGGAUCAUGUUUUUAUUGAUCAGGACGACGACAGCAACAGCACAGAUGGACAACAAGAUGAUGAGGCCAGUAAAAUUGAAGCCCUUCACAAGCGGAGAAACCUCCUUGCUGCUUAUUGCAAAUUAAUCAUUUACAACAUUGUUGAAAUGAACACAGGAGCUGAUAUAUUUAAACAAUACAUGAGAUAUUACAACGAUUAUGGCGAUAUCAUCAAAGAAACGAUGAGUAAAACGAGACAAAUCGACAAAGUUCAGUGUGCAAAGACACUCGUCAUAAGUCUGCAAAAGUUAUUCAAUGAGAUGUUGUCUGAAUUUGGCUUCAGUUUUGACCGCUCAUCCUCAGCCUUCUGUGGCAUUAAAGAGCUUGCUCGACGCUUCUCCCUAACUUUUGGUUUGGAUCAGGUGAAGACGAGGGAGGCCAUUGCCAUGUUACAUAAAGAUGGAAUUGAGUUUGCAUUUAAAGAACCCAGCCCUCAAGGAGAAGGAGGCCCACCCCUUUACCUAGCAUUUUUAGACAUCCUGAGCGAGUUCUCCAGCAAACUAAUUCGACAGGACAAGAAGACAGUUCACAUGUACCUGGAGAGAUUCAUGACCUUUCAGAUGGCCCUUCAGAGGGAGGACUGCUGGCUGCCCCUCAUCGCAUACAGGAACUCUCUUCAGGCUGGAGGGGACGAUGACACCAUGUCCGUCAUCAGUGGGAUCAGCAGUCGAGGGUCUAGCGUCAGGAGUAAGAAGUCCAAACCACCUGCUGCAACUAAAAGAAAACUGCCUGAAGAGGAGAACAGCUGCAGCAGCAGCGAAGCCGUCUGGUUGAACCGUGAGCAGAGUGUGCCGACGCCAGUCAUGAUGCAUUCGCCCCACCUCACUUCCACGGUACUGAGGGAUCCAAAGCAGAUGAGACCAGAGGACAGCUUCACCCCCACAUUCACCAUACCAGCACAGCAGCACCUCCAUCAAGCUCUUCCUCCACAGCAGCUGCCCCACCUUCAGCACCAGGCAGCCAUUGAUUACAACACCCAGGUCACUUGGAUGCUGACACAGAGGCAACAAGCUGAAGCGCGACAGCACCAAGAGAGGGUUAGCAUGCACUACGCCAAGAUGAGGAACCACAUGCAGCAGACCAUUCGUCGAGGGGCUGGGCUAAUGGAGGAGGAUGAGGAACCAAUAGUGGAGGAUGUGAUGAUGUCAUCAGAAGACCGCUUGGAGGACAUCAGCGAGGGCAUGGAUUUUAACACAAUGGACAUCGAUUUGCCGGCAUCUAAGAAUCGAAGAGAAAGAACAGAACUUAAGACGGAUUACUUUGAUCCUUCCUCCAUAAUGGAUGAUUCGGUUCUCAAUGUUUCAAUGUUCUAACCUUAAGUGGAUGAAGAUGGACACAUGAAAAUUGUUGAAGAAAGACUGAAACAAUUUUUUAUAAAGCGCCUCAAGAUGAAAAUCAGGAGGCUGGAUGAUGAAAUGACCAUUCUCUGUGAACAGAAGUGGAAUGGACUACUACAGGUGGCUUUUGAGACACAAACACUUCUGCUUUUAAGACUCGAGGAGAGAACUGGAGCUUGGAAUGGAGUGUUCUCCUGCUCUUCACACAUUUAACAUUUAUCUGACUGCAAGGAGGAGGAUUCUGUUUGUGUUUAUUUGCCCUGAAAGCGAAUCGGGAUCAACUCUCUCAGAGCUGGACCUCUCAGUGUCGAUACUUCAAGCUGUUUGGGUGAAUAUGAAUAAUAUAGUGGUGGUGAUUUUAUAAUGAAGAGGCUGGAAUUCAGACUACUAAUGUAUACCUUUAAAAUCCUUUUCACUUGAUAGAUUGAAAAAAUAUCAAAACAGGAUCUUCUAGAGGGGUGAACACAAUGCCAUUAACACGAGUAACACAUCCAACCUUGUUAGCCUUUUGGUAUUCAGAUGUGUAGGACUAAUAAUAACAACAACAAUAAUAGUAAUGCCAGACUUUGGUAAAGAAGCUAAUUGUAAUCUCACAGCCAUACUUCUAUAAAUAUUUAUUGGCCUCCCUAAUGCAAUGUAAACAGAAGUGAGUUUUAUUUAUAGGCAGCACUUGAUACAUUAAAUUAUUAAGGUGAUUUUGUGUUCACUUGUCAUAUUUGUAAACUGUAGAUAUUGGCAUGGCAUGUAGCCAUAUAAUCUGAUCUGUGCACAGUCGAGUGUAUGAAGUGGAGUGUCACACUGUUCUAAGGCCUUGCCACAAGUGGUAUACAGCAUUCUCAGAUUUCUUUGUGAUGGUAUUUUUUAGAAAUGUGCAUUCUGCUUUUAUACCUUAGAGAUGAUUUUCAUUUAUAGGCAUUUUGUAUCGACAAUCAAAUGUAAAUGAAUGGUUUCUAAGCAUAUUAUUUCACAUAGAUACUGAAAUAAUCCUUUUUAAUGAAAACUGAAUGGUGUUACUACAGAUGCGGUCAUCUGUUUUUAUUUUCUUCUAUUAUUAAUGGGUGCAAAGGUAAUGCAUUACUCAAAUAGAGUCACAUGACUAAUCAGUGUGCAUCUAAAAAUAUUUUAUUGUUGGAAGCAUUUACAAUGCCAUACAUAAAACUCUGUCUCUAGUAUAUUGCUCUUUGUAUAUUAAAAUAGUAACACAACCAUACCAUGUUCACAUUUUUAUUUAAAAAAAUGGUUUGAAAAUGGUUAAUUAAGUUGUUUUUUCAGUUUUGCAUAGGAUUUAUAUGAAAAUGUUUCCCCACUGAUUCAUGUUCGAUUCCAAACUCAUUUGGUUAUCUGUGUCUCAGAAUUGUUCAUUAUAAAAUAUUAAGCGUGUAAUAUAUUAUGAAUGGGUGAUUAUUUUAUAAGUUGAGUAAAAAGCUGAAUGUUACCUUAACAUUAACCCACUAAUUUGAAAGUAUGCAUCCACUGUAGCUUGUUUUUGUUGGAUUGUUGUAAUUUUUAUUAGAAUUUCUUUUGUGUACUGCCUUGGUUGGCUAAUAAUUCAUACUAUAGAAGGUGAUGUUCAUGUUGUAGCUAUAACAGAACCCUAAUUUUCUCCAAAUGUCACUGUAAAGAAAAUCCCAACAUGGUCAUAAACGUUACUACAGUACUGUAAAGUAUUCUUGUACGGCAAAUUAGACUAAUUAUGCAUCUUAGAUGCCUGCAAAUGUUUACUCAAGUCACUUUGGAUCUUUGUUUUCACCAAACUGCUGAAAACGUGCAUACAUCUGUGUUUAUACAUAUUUUAAAAAUUUUUUUGUGUUUCUCUUCUAUUUACAAAGUGCCCAUCGCAUCCUUGAAGAUUUGUAUUUAUGUCUGAAGAUGUAACAUAACCAAAUAAACCCUCUGAAGCUUGUGACUUUGA
This is a messenger RNA of Nothobranchius furzeri (turquoise killifish), 6016 nucleotides long. RefSeq names its product STAG2 cohesin complex component a (gene stag2a). Lineage: Eukaryota; Metazoa; Chordata; Actinopteri; Cyprinodontiformes; Nothobranchiidae. Gene Ontology annotation, cellular component: cohesin complex; nucleus; chromatin. The record is from RefSeq and is a predicted model, not a curated record. Gene Ontology annotation, molecular function: chromatin binding. Gene Ontology annotation, biological process: sister chromatid cohesion.